Molecule: messenger RNA, 471 nt
Organism: Echinostoma caproni
Lineage: Eukaryota; Metazoa; Platyhelminthes; Trematoda; Plagiorchiida; Echinostomatidae
Source: the annotation of a GenBank genome assembly
AUGACACAUGAAAUUCCUCGGAUUCCAUCAAGCAUGCCUGAAAAACCACAGGAGGCCCCAACCGUCCCAGUACCCGCAGUGAGAAAGUCAAGACGUGGAAGAAGAUCAACCGUGCCACCGGAGCAACGUGAACACGUGAGACGGCUGAAAAAGCAGAAUAUGGAACGACGUCGCAGAGCUUGUAUAGCGGACAAAAUGAAUGCACUACAUUCGUUGGCCAUGAAUCUUAUCGGAGAAGACCCAGCACAAUACCAGAAAGCAGAGAAAGCAGAUCUGUUGAACAUGUGUUACAAUGUGUUCGAGCACUUGGUAACCAUAGUGAAUGAUGAACCGGUUACCUCCGCGACGGACCAAGCCGGUUUGAUGGGUUUAUAUAUGCCACGAUUUUACGAAUUGGUAGCCCCAGCGAUCAUCGGUCUUUGUAUUCGAGGACGUAUCGCUCGUUCUUUUACAGACAUGUACUGUCUGUAG